Belonocnema kinseyi is the source of this 730-nucleotide messenger RNA. RefSeq lists its product as uncharacterized. Bases 210 to 650 code for a protein of 146 amino acids. Lineage: Eukaryota; Metazoa; Arthropoda; Insecta; Hymenoptera; Cynipidae. The record is from RefSeq and is a predicted model, not a curated record. The transcript is spliced from 3 exons.
ACGUAUUGCAAGCGCUUGUAGAGGUUGAAAAUCUACGCGUUAGACGAGCUCAGUGGGUUCGACUUCAACAAAAUGUGGCUCCUGAUUUUCCUGUUAUUGACUUACAAUAUUUACGAGAUCUUACUAUUGGUAUUUAUCAGGUAAAUCUGGUUCCUUGAUACAUCCAACAUAAACUAGAUAGAGAUGGUGAAGUAGAAAUUGAAGUUAAUAUGAACAUGAAUGUCCCUGGACUGAUAUGCUUGAAACAGCCCCAUGCAUCGCCCCCACUUUUCUGUUCUCUUAGCAUCCGGAGGGGUAUCAUAGUUCAAAUAAAUUCAAUAGAUGACACUCUGAUCAGCUCCGGGUUGUACGUCUGUCUAUACCAGAAAUUCGGAGAAGUUUCAUUUUUUUUUCUUCUGCCAAAACAUCCCAAAGAAAUGAAACGGUGGCAACAGGCUAUUCGCAGGGAUGACAGAAAUACAUUUUGUAAACAACACUUUUGGAAAAGUGGUAAAAUUUGGAAGGCAGAUGUUAAAGGCCCAGACGGAAGUGUAGUAUGUAGUAUAUGCCUACCUGAUCGAAGUACCAUCUAUUGGAUUUAUCUGAACUACGAUACCCCUCCGGAUGCUAAAAUGACAACUACUGCAUACACAUACACGGGCGAUGCGUAGGGCUGCUUGAAAUAGUAUUCUCGAUUUCGCCGUGGAACGACGUAUCAAUUCUUCAUUUCAUACCCUGUACACGAUGAAGA